GGUGAUUGUUGGGGAGAAGUGAAACAUAUAAAGGGGGACAGAGCAAGAGAAGGAGCAAGUGGAGGAAAGACGAGGAGAAAAGAGCUCACUCACAUUUUGAUGAAGCUUUUGCAAACAACAGACAGCACAAUGGCUGCCAGCAGAGACCUUCCUUUCCCCCUGGUGAUCGUUUUCCUGCUUCUCAUCAGAGGUUACUCUACCCUGCCUGUGACAUCACAAAUCCCUGGAACAUAUCCUCUGAGACCACAAGGGUUUUUGACCGAGCCCCUUCCCUCAGAGGACUACUCUCAAUAUGAAGACACAGAGAGCCCUUUUUCACUCAAAACAGCACCUCCAGUUGAAGCGACCUCUGAGCGAUGCAACUACAAACCCUGUCUGGAAGGUCAGAUCCCCUGUGCUGUUCUGGCAGCCUCCACCGGCUGCUUGUGUCCAGGGUUCACUUUACAUAAUGUGGCUCCAGAGACUCCCAACCUGAAAUCGGUGUCCUGGAACGGGUCAGAGGUCGUAGUUCAUUGGUGUGCACCUUAUUCAUAUGUCACUGGUUAUAUUGUGACAGUAGGGGGACAAGAGAGACAGAAGUUUGGGAAGGACCAAAGGAGCGGCGGAGUGGGUGACAUAGACCACCUCUCAAUGGUCUGUGUAGUUGCAGUGAAUGAUGCUGGACGCAAUGAGUCUUGCAAGAUGUACCAGCCCAGAGACAACAGUCUGCCUCUGAAAGCCGGACUCAUCGGGGGAGCUCUGGGCUUCCUGCUGCUCCUCUUGCUGGCCGUCCUGCUCUGGAGGCACAGGAGUCAAAGGAAACAGGAGGACAGCAUCUCUAUGCAUGACACAGCUGAGGCACAGUGAACAGAAAACAGAGCAAGACUGGACGCACAGUGAGAUAAGACUCUCUCCCCUGGGACUCCUCAGCCUCAUUGCAGUUAAUUAACUGUGACUACAUUAUUACAUCUGAGGCUUCCUGCACAAAGGGGCUCUCUGAAAACGCAGUAGGAAAUGUGGUUCAUCAUCUCACUUGAAUAUAUCUGACUGGUAAUGUCCAUUGCCUAAUUCUUGUUUCAUUUUGAUAACCCCGCUGGUGGUGUGUUAAAGCACGUUCCCACAUCAGCAAUUUGAAAACCAGCUGCAGAAAAAUAUGGUAUUUAUGAGCUAAGUUUUCUAAUAAUGAAGCCCAGAGGACAAACAAUGGAUAAACUAAAAUUUUGAUAGAAAGAUUCAGUGAAUUUGGUCCUUUGUUUCGCAUUUCAAGAAUCACCAGUACAGUAAUUUAAGUAUUUAUUUUUAUGUUGAUUUCAGAGACAAAAGCUGAUGGGUAUAAAGGUUCAAAUUACAAGAUAUUUUUACUAUUAUUAUUGUUAUUAUUGCAGACACAUAAAACAUGUAUCAACAACAAAAUACUGUCCACAAGGCAUAAUUUUAGGAGCAUCGCCACAGUAUAGAAAAAGUGUAUGUAUGGUUGUGUUUGAAACUCUCAGCGAGAGUUUUGUAUUAGAGUGACUGAUUAUGGUUUUGAGGAUGAAUGAUGUGCUGUAUUAUGUAUUGUAUUUAUGAACAUCAUUUGGUUUGUUGCCUGAGAUGUUCUAUGUGUUAAAAGUUGGAAUUGACAGGUUAGCUUUGGAGAAACAAGCUUUAAAGCACACAAAACAAGGCUGUUCAAACUGGAACGAUUUUAUAUGUUAAAGUCUGACUAUUUAACUCAAGUGAAAUCUUAGUCGCUAUUACACUCAUGUGUCAAAAAUAUUUAGGAUGGGUGUGUCUUUCCAUCUGUCUUACUGUGGGAAGUUGUGUCAGCAUACUGGAUGAGGACUGUCUGUUUUUCCAGCUGUCAUAUAAUAGCCCUAUUCAGUGAAUAUGAAUAUUGUGAGACUUGUCUCAUUCCAGCUGAGACUUCCAGUCAUCUAGCACUGGGCUGGUGCAAAGCUUCAGGCUUUUUUUUUUUGCCAUGAUGAAAAAGAGAAGAAAGGCCAAAAAUUUAAAUCCUCCCAGUUUAUCUCAUGUUCAAGCCUCCAUCUGCAUGUCUCGCAGCCAUGUUAUAAUUCCUUUUUGCUCUGGCUGCUGCCACAGAGUUGUUCCACUGCUCCUGGCGUCUUUCUCAUUCCAACUGCACUGCACAACUUACAUCGCACAGAGCUGUAUGGAAGUCAUCUAACAUCUGUAAUUUGGAGACACAACAGAUUGUUUAUUUCAGUUGCUGAAAUGGCCUCAAGAUGUUGCUUUUAUGACACACAUUCAGAGAGUGCAGUCACUCUCAAACUGAGAGGAAAAUACUGACUUGAAUUGGUCAGUAUGAGACGAUAUGCAAAAAGAAUGUCCUUACAAUAUCAUGUGGUGGUAGCAGCCUGUUUUAAACAGAUGAAGAUGUAAUGAGCUUAAUGUACCAAUGCAGGAAAGGACUACUUCCAGAGAAGUGCUGUUCUGAUGACAGUACCAGAGUAGCACAACAUGUACUUAGAGAUAAACAGAUAUGUACAUCAAUGUAUCUUAUUUCAAAAAGGAUGUGGUUUGCCUUUUUUAAAUAAGCUAUUUCUGAGAAA
Micropterus salmoides (largemouth bass) is the source of this 2531-nucleotide messenger RNA. RefSeq names its product leucine-rich repeat neuronal protein 4. The coding region runs from base 100 to 846 and encodes 248 amino acids. The record is from RefSeq and is a predicted model, not a curated record. The transcript has 2 exons. Lineage: Eukaryota; Metazoa; Chordata; Actinopteri; Centrarchiformes; Centrarchidae.